GGAAGCCCGGCGCAGUCAGCGCGAGCAGCAGCGCGAGAGAAACACACACGCAUGCACACAGAGAGACAGAGAGACAUGAAGCGACCAGCGUAGAGCUCACGCGGACACAGAGCGCGCGCGGCUUUAUGUAUGGGAUUUUUAUACUGAGACGAGAUGAGGCAGCCCCCGAGUGAUGUAGAGAGAGUGGCUCUGGGCGGUGCGCUCCUGCCCUCCAUAUCCACCUUCAGCAGCGGCGGCGCACACACAAGAUGGAAGGAAGAGAUGUCCCAUCUGAAGCACCCGUGCCUCCCGUCCGGCGGCUCUGACCACAACCCUCUGCUUACCAUGACCAAAAAAGAGCCGGAGGAGCUGGACCUGCUGGACUACGACUUCAUCCUGUCCAACAGCAUUCUCCAACAGCAGCAGCAGCAGCAGCAGCAGCAAAGCCACGCUCCCCAGCACCAGCCAGACGAGGACACAGGCAUGGUCAGCCAUGCUCCGCCCACUUCCCCCGGACCUUACUCGGCCUACCAAGGGGAGGCGCUGUACCCCAUUCCGGACCUGAGCGAUGUGUCCCCGUCCGGCGGCUUCGUGGCUGAGCUGAUGCGGCCCGAGCUGGACCCGGCUUACCUGCAGCCGCCCACCAGCCUCCAUGGCAAGUUCGUGGUCAAAACCACCAUGCACAUGGACUACAGCCAGGGGGCGACAGUGAGCAAAGCUGCCGCCUCUUCCUCGGACCCUUCCGUGCUGUUUGCGUGCCACAGGAUAAAGCAGGAAUGCCCCAGCAAGUGCGCCGUCAGCCGGGCCAUGGACCCUUGCGGCUUUGGCCACGCCCCCUCUUCCUCGUCCUCUUCCCUCUCCAGCCCGGACGAGCACCACGCCCCAUCUCAGGCGCUGGGACACCCGCUGGGGUUCCACCCCACCCAGGGGUACUCGGCGUUCCACGCGCAACCCCCUGCACCGUCCAUGCAGUAUCAAGAGAUGAUGCCACCGGCCGAGUGCCUCCCGGAGGAGCCCAAACCCAAGCGGGGCCGGCGCUCGUGGCCGAGGAAGCGGAUCGCCACACAUACCUGCGACUAUGCGGGCUGCGGAAAGACGUACACCAAGAGCUCACACCUGAAGGCGCAUCACAGGACACACACAGGCGAGAAGCCGUAUCACUGUGACUGGGAAGGCUGUGCCUGGAAGUUCGCCCGCUCUGACGAGCUCACGCGCCACUACAGGAAACACACGGGCCACCGUCCCUUCCAGUGCCAGAAGUGUGACCGGGCCUUCUCCCGCUCAGACCACCUCGCCCUGCACAUGAAGCGCCACCUAUAGCCUGUGGCCAGAACGGACCGCAAACCAGAACGGACCGUUUAUAUUCCGAAACCACACGUUGCCUUCGGACGGAAAAGUCAAUGAAAAAAAACAAAAGCUCCACAACAGGCCGUGUCAUUAACGGCAGACGGCGGCCCCCAGGGGCCAAAAACGUAUUUUUAAGUCUUUUUUAAAGUCAUUUAUUAUCUGUCGUCCUUGUCCUUGUUAUUAAAUGACGACGCAGAGAGAGCGUCUGCGUCCGACUGAUCUGGGAGAGUUACUGGAAAAGCGCUCGGAAAAAAAAAGAGGAGCCAAGAAACACAAUCAGACUGGAAAUCUAUCAAUAUCAGGGAUAUCUAUAUAUAUGGGAUCGUCUGUAAGCUGAACAAACACGAGGCCUUUGACUAAGCACACCUUCCGUUCGCCACAGUAGAAGAAAAAAAAACACUGUUCGAAUCCGUUUUUUGUUUUUUUUCUGGAAUCGCUCUCCAUUUCA
This is a messenger RNA of Colossoma macropomum (tambaqui), 1774 nucleotides long. RefSeq names its product Kruppel-like factor 4 (gene klf4). Gene Ontology annotation, molecular function: DNA-binding transcription factor activity, RNA polymerase II-specific; RNA polymerase II cis-regulatory region sequence-specific DNA binding. NCBI's taxonomy places the organism in Eukaryota, Metazoa, Chordata, Actinopteri, Characiformes, Serrasalmidae. The transcript has 5 exons. Bases 154 to 1299 code for a protein of 381 amino acids. The record is from RefSeq and is a predicted model, not a curated record. Gene Ontology annotation, biological process: regulation of transcription by RNA polymerase II.